Messenger RNA from Fraxinus pennsylvanica, 810 nucleotides. The record is from the annotation of a GenBank genome assembly. Lineage: Eukaryota; Viridiplantae; Streptophyta; Magnoliopsida; Lamiales; Oleaceae.
AUGAAGCUAUGUGGAACCGCGGAAGGCUCCACCCACCAUUGGGCCACUACCAAUGCCUUUGAUAUCUCUCACUCGAGCCUGUACCUCGACCAUCAAGCGGUUGACUCAAUCGAGUUACAAGAUAGGCGAAGUCAUGGACUUUGGUUGAAUUACGAUGAUAAGUUCUCUCGUGGUCACCGUUGUAAAAGGUUAUUUUUCAUUGAGGGGAUUUUUCCUUCUUAUGAUGAGCAAUUGGAGGAUGAAAUCGUGAAGGAAGAAGAAGAAGAAGAAGAAGAAGAAGAAGAAGUUCCAGAAAUAAGUUUCCAUGCUAUUUCUGGAAAUUCAGGACUAGAAACGAUGCGAGUUAUUGGCAAGCUUAGGGAAUUGGUGGUUUCCAUUUUACUUGAUACAUGUAGUACACAUAACUUCCUCAAUUCCAAAUUGCCUGCUCAAUUGGGAUUAUAUCCCAAAAAAGGGGACUUUUCUGUGCAAGUGACAGAUGGUUACCGAGUCAAAAGUGGUGGGCUAUGCAAAGAUGUUCCUAUUCUUGUGCAAGGAAUUACAUUUCACAUUGAUCUAUUCAUUUUACCAGUAGAGGGGUGUGAUGUGAUUUUUGGAACACAGCUAUUGAAAAGAUUGGGUCUUUUUACUUUGGAUCUCAAUGAAUUUUGGAUGAGAUUUAAUUGGGAGGGCAGAAUGGUGGAGUUACGUGGGAUGCAAGGACCUAGCAAUAAAAUAGCAAUUGACAAAGAAUUAAGGGGACAUUUAAGGAAAGGCAAGGAAAGCUUUUUUGUUGCAACUACACUCUUUGAAUUUGGGAGCAGCAACUAA